UUCAAGUGCGCACACGAGACGCGCUCCAUUCUCGAGAUCUGUUUGAGAAACUCCUAAGGAAAUACCCAUUAGAGCACCAGCUUCUUUUAUUGUUCUCCACGGCAAAAUGCUGUCAACAACGAGCUCUUUCACCGCCCACCUUUUGUUGUUAUUUGGUGGCCUGCUGCUAACUCAUCACUGUGUCCAAGGUCAGGCGAGUAAAGUGUCCUCCAAGUUGGAUUUCGAUGAGAGCGAUGGCAGCAACAAUCAGACCGGAUUACCCGGGCAGCCAGGACAGGUGGGCGGAACUGGGAUGAACGGGAGCUACGACCCGGGAACAGGACGAAGUUUAAGUGGAGGCGGGGGCUCUGGUAAUUCCGGAGGGGGCGGCAGUGGAACAACCAGCGGGGGAAAUCGACCCAAGAUCCAUGGAGUUCGGGUCACCGUCGAUACCGGCGAUGGACAGCAGCAAACGAAAGAGUCCAAGGAGAGCGUGGAAAUUACGGAUUUGGGCAAGCACAAGAAGCGUGUGGGCAUCCACACGGACAUCACGUUCGAGAUAACCUCCGAUCCGGAUGGAAACGAGACCAGUUCCGCUCAGCAACAGGGCGACAAGGAGGACGCCAGUGUUCCCAUCUACAAGGGUCGUGGUGGUAGCGACUCCAAGCACAAGACCCGAAAGCCGUAUGAUCCCAAAUCCCAGUGGAAUCCGAACUUCUCCGGCGAGCAGCGUGGCUACCAAGGAGGAAAUCGAGGUGGCUAUCAGGGAUCAGGAUCCAAUCGCGGUGACUACUAUCCGCAAUACUAUCCGGAGAACGUCUACACCAGCGGAGGUUCCGAUGCGGGCAGCAUCUACAGGAACGGUGAGACGUGGACGCACUACGUCCCGGUUUGGACCACGGAGCGGGUGCCGCAGGAGCAGGGCCAGAUCUAUCGACGGCCCAGUUGGAAGCCCUGCUACUGCAUGUCCUCUGCGGAUUUCAGGCGUCGUCGGGAUAGCAAAGCCAGAAGAGAGCCGGCGGAUCACCAUAAGGAUGUCAUCAACAGCGGCGUCGUCCAGGUGGUGGAUGGAAAACUGGAGAGACCCUUCUCCUGAGGGAGGAGCCCUCCCCUCCGAUCACACUUCCUCCUAGC
This is a messenger RNA of Drosophila rhopaloa, 1113 nucleotides long. RefSeq names its product keratin, type I cytoskeletal 9. The coding region runs from base 107 to 1075 and encodes 322 amino acids. Lineage: Eukaryota; Metazoa; Arthropoda; Insecta; Diptera; Drosophilidae. The transcript has 4 exons. The record is from RefSeq and is a predicted model, not a curated record.